Prorocentrum cordatum is the source of this 348-nucleotide messenger RNA. The record is from the annotation of a GenBank genome assembly. NCBI's taxonomy places the organism in Eukaryota, Dinophyceae, Prorocentrales, Prorocentraceae.
AUGCGAGGACAAACUGAGACAGCGCUCAGAGGAUUUCUCGAGCUGUGUGGGUCCUCGGUGGCCUUGAACGCUGCAGACCCGGGCGUGGCGCCCGAUGGGCCCCUGCAUCCGGUGAAGCCCUACCUGGUUGACAACAGCACGCUGCAGGCGACGACGAAAGGGCUUGGCUAUCGCUUGAGCACGCAGUUGAACGACAAGGACGACGGCGACGAGCACGCUGAGUGGGGCACGAUCGUGACGGGCACCGACCAAGGGCAGGGGUGGCUGAAGGUGGGGCCGCGGUACCUCCCGUUCUCCCUGGGCGGCAAGUCCGUGCUGAUCAGCCAGACGUUCGACCUCGGCGAUUGA